AUGAAAAGACUUACAGAGCUCGACUUAGGCCAUUUCAAUUACUCGGACAACGAGGUAGUCGUCUACAACCACAACCGCACCCCCGAGGAACAUCGAGCGUACAACCUACUCAAGGAAGCAUACAGACGUGCGACCUACCAGGAAGGAUUACUCCUCGAUCGACCAGUAGCACCAACGCCUCAGAGACAGGCAUCUAUCGAACUCAUCCGUCAAUGGACGCUUGACCGGAUCGGAAGGACUCACGCACGAGCCGUCCUUCAUAGCCCAGUUUGGAACGAAUAUCGCCUGAGCAUCGGCUCUUGGACACCAGACCAGGCGAGCCUCGAGUUUACUAUCCUUGACGAACUCGAGCAUUGGGUACUCCGUGACGUCGGGUACGACGCGGACGACGAGCUACCAUCACUCGUCAACACCGAGCAAGAAUCAUCAGCAGGCAACCCCCCGAGCCCCGGACCACUAGACAUCCUCUCCCUCCUUACGAGGAUUCGGGACAACGCGAGCGCGUUGUACGACAUCACCAACCACCACCCGACCCUCACCCCGAUCUCCGAGCAAGCACACAUCCAGGUUCUCAUUGAACAAGUUCAGCUGGUCCUCAACACCCUUCACAACCUCCAACGGCUCAUCAGCCCACCCCUUCCUCCCAUCCCCAUCAGCCACGACCCAGAAGAGGACCUGGCGGACCUCCACAGGGUGGCGGACCACCUCAAGGCGGUGGACCCCCCCACGGCGGCGGACCCCCUCCAGGUGGCGGACCCCCUCAAGGACCUGGCGGACCACCACCUGUGGCUCCUCUCAGCGUACCAGGCGCCCCCGCCGGCCGAACCAAAGUCCGCGCCCCCAAUGUUUUUGACAGAGAUCGCGACAAUCUUUGCACCUUCCUCAAUGAACUCUUCCUACCAGAGCCGCAUCGUCACCACCCUAACGUUCAUGGACGGACUGAAGACCUUCCAGCCCAUCGAGGAAGCCGCUACGGCCGCCUCCAAGCUGUACCACCUCGACUACCGACCUGCCGCACUAGACACCUUCAACGCGGAAUUCUUCCGCCUCUGCGCCCUCGCCGGUAUACUCGAAGACAGUGCUCAGCUGUCCUUUUAUAAGGAGCGUCUCCCAGAAAGCAUGCGACGACGGGUUCGCCUCACGUACCCCAUCCCCACCACCGUUAAUGAGUGGGCAGCAUGGGUGUUGGAGAUUGAACACUCCAACUACGUGUCACGAACCGCCCUCACGGCGCUACAUUUCCUUUUCGAUUUGGACCAUUGCCUCCGACUCCCCUCCCAACGACAACUGAGUCAGGACGGCCACUACGAGCAGCUGUACUCGCGUCCAUCAGCCUACCAGGGACUAGACAGCCCAGUCGCUCAGCAACCCGCGCCCCAAGCUGUAUCCCUAGCCCAGGCGGCUCUCCCCGAACUGAAUCUCCUCCCGGAGGAUCUCAUAUCCCGCUCGACACCACCAUCUCGCUCGUCACCAAUCAUCUAG
Messenger RNA from Dichomitus squalens LYAD-421 SS1, 1482 nucleotides. RefSeq lists its product as uncharacterized. Lineage: Eukaryota; Fungi; Basidiomycota; Agaricomycetes; Polyporales; Polyporaceae. The record is from RefSeq and is a predicted model, not a curated record. The coding region runs from base 1 to 1482 and encodes 493 amino acids. The transcript is spliced from 7 exons.